Molecule: messenger RNA, 3196 nt
Organism: Gamsiella multidivaricata
Lineage: Eukaryota; Fungi; Mortierellomycota; Mortierellomycetes; Mortierellales; Mortierellaceae
Exons: 4
Coding region: 99-3086 (995 amino acids)
Biological process (GO): translation reinitiation; formation of cytoplasmic translation initiation complex
Cellular component (GO): eukaryotic translation initiation factor 3 complex, eIF3e; multi-eIF complex; eukaryotic translation initiation factor 3 complex, eIF3m
Molecular function (GO): translation initiation factor activity; mRNA binding
Source: RefSeq, a predicted model, not a curated record
CUGUCUAAUUUGGUGGCAGACUCGAGAAAGUUUUUUUUUUUUUCUGCGAGUGAUAUUACAAUUCCUCUUCUUUACCCCUUCCACCUCCUCACAUCAUCAUGGCACCAUUCGCAAAGCCGGAAUCCGUGCUUCGCAGAGCCGAUGAGCUCAUCGCUGUCGGUCAGAAUGCCGCAGCCCUCGAGGCCCUCCAUGACGUGAUCAUCUCAAAGAGAUCCCGCAGUGUCCCCCUGGCAUCCCUGGAGCCAAUCAUGCUCAAGUUCGUUGAGCUCUGCGUCUCGCUCCGUAAGGGCAAGAUCGCCAAGGAGGGUCUCCAUCAGUACAAGAACAUUUCCCAGAACACCAGUAUCGCCACUAUUGAGCUGGUCAUCAGAAAGUUCAUCCAGCUCUCGGAGGAGAAGGUCCAGGAGGCUCAGGCCAAGGCCGAUCAAAUCACCCUGGACGGCCUGGACGAUCUAGAGGCGACCGAAACCCCCGAGUCGAUCCUCCUCAGCACCGUCUCUGGCGAGCAGAACAAGGACCGCACCGACCGCGCCGUCGUUACCCCCUGGCUCAAGUUCCUCUGGGAGGCCUACAGGACCGUCCUGGACAUUCUCAGGAACAACGCCCGUCUCGAGGCCCUUUACCAGACCACUGCCCAUCAGGCCUUCCAGUUCUGCUUGAAGUACACUCGCAAGACCGAGUUCCGCCGCCUCUGCGACCUCCUCCGUAACCAUUUGCAGAACAUUGCCAAGUACGCCCACCAGCCUCACUCCAUCAACCUGAACGAGCCCGAGUCGCUCCAGCGCCACUUGGACACCCGCUUCCAGCAGCUGAAUGGUGCCGCUGAGCUUGAGCUCUGGCAGGAGGCCUUUCGCUCGGUCGAGGAUAUUCACAACCUGAUGACCAUGUCCAAGAAGAUGCCCAAGCCCUUUAUGAUGGCCAACUACUACGAGAAGCUGACCAAGAUCUUCAUGGUCUCGGACAAUUACCUCUUCCAUGCUGCUGCCUGGAACAAGUACUACACCCUCGUCAAGACCCAGAACAAGUCUGUCACCGAUGAGGAGCAGACCCGCAUGGCCUCCUUGGCCUUGUUGUCCGCCUUGGCCAUCCCUGUCAUUUCUUCCAAGGACAACGGUUAUGAGGUCGACGAAUCCAAGAACAAGUCUCAUCGCCUUGCCGCCCUCUUGGGUCUCAGUCGUUCCCCCAACCGUGCUGGUCUUUUGAAGGAGGCCCUCAGCAAGAACAUUCUCAGGCAUGUUCGCCCUGAGCUCCGCGAGUUGUAUAACAUUCUCGAGGUCCAGUUCCAUCCUCUCUCUAUCUGCAAGAAGAUCGAACCCAUCAUGAACAAGCUGACUGAGGACCCCGAGCUUGUCAAGUACGUCAAGCCUCUCCAUCAGGUCAUUUUGACCCGUCUCUUCCAGCAGCUUUCUCAGGUUUACACCACCGUCAAGUUGGACUUUGUCAUUCAGCUUGCCUCGUUCGCUGCCCCUUUCAACUACGAUUCUGCUACAAUUGAAAAAUUCAUUAUGAAGGGAUGCAAGAAGGGCGAACUCUCGAUCCGUAUUGACCACGCCACCCAGUCUUUGACCUUCGAGACCGAUUUGUUUGCUUCCGACAGCAAGACUGUGACUGACGGACCCGUCUUGCAGUCCUUGCCCUCUGAUCUCAUGAGGACUCAGCUCACCCGCCUUGCCACCUGCCUUAACACCACUGUCUCUAUGAUCUCACCCGACGUUGUCGAAGCGAAGAAGGAGGCCAAGAAGGCUGCUUUCGUCAAGGCUUUGGCCAGUAUGAAGGAGGAGCACAAGCUUGCCCUUGAACGCAAGGCCAUCAUCGAGCGCAAGAAGGAGUUGAUCGAGACUAUGUUGGCUCGCAAGGAGAAGGAGGAGGCCCGCGAGAAGGCCCUCCGUCUCCAGGCUGAGCAGGAGGCUCUCAAGAUCCGCCUGGCAGAGGAACGUCGCAAGCGCGAGGAGGAGCGUAUCCGUGCUGAGCAGGAGGCUAUUCGCAAGAACGAGUCACUCAAGUUGGCCGAAUCCCUCAAGAACAAGGCCGGUGUCGAUCUCAACGACGAGGAUCUCGAGAACUUGGAUAAGGACAAGUUGGUUGCUAUCCAGAUCAAACAGCUGGAGAAGGAGAAGAGUGAGAUGGCUGCACGUACCAAGGCCAUUGGCAAGCGUCUGGAUCAUGUCGAGCGUGCCAUGCGUCUGGAAGAGCGUCCCCUCUUGGCCAAGGAUUACGAGCGUCAGCAGAGAGCGGACCGCGUUUAUCAUGAUGCUGCUGUCAAGGCUCAACGCGAGGCUGCUGCUACCAAGCACGCCCAUGAGUUGGAGCUCAAGAAGCGCAUGGUCAAGAUCCUGGAUGAUUACCGCCAAGUCCGUCACGAUAUGGAGGAGAAGCGUCAGGAAGAAUUUGCUCAGAAGCGCGAGGCUGCCCGUCUCAAGAUCGAGGAGGAGAAGCAGAGGCGUAUUCUGUGGUUCAGAGAGCAUAAGGCUGAGCUCGAGCGUCGCAAGGCUCAAGAGGAAGAGGAGAGGAUCGAGCGUGAGGCUGAGGCUGCUCGUCGUGCUGCCGAGGAGGAAAAGAGACGCGUUGAGCGUGAGGCCCAGGCUGCCAAGGAGAAGGAGGAGUACGAGGAGAGGAGACUCCAGUUGGAUGCUAUCGCUGCCAAGCAACGCGAGAAGGAAGCUCAGAUCGAGGCCCGUCUCAGCGGCGCAAGAGCCGGAUCGGCCGCACCUGUCGUACCUCCCAAGCUUGUACCAUCACCAUCUGGAGGGGAGAAGCCCAACUGGAGAGAGCGCUUGGCUGCCAAGGAAGCUGCAGCUGCAGCUGGUGAGAUCCCUGCCCCCGCUCCCUCGACCAGUGCCUACCGUCCCCCUGGUGCUCGUGGAUCGGAGCCACCCCGUCGCGAUUCACCUCGCGAUUUUGGACGCGACUCUCCUCGUGAUUCACCUCGCGAUUCACCUCGCAGUUUUGGACGUGAAUCUCCCCGCGAGGCUCCUCGCGAGGCUCCUCGCUCGGAAGAGCCGUCAACUGUCCGUCCCCCAUUGUUCGGUAAGGCUGGCGGUGGAUGGAGAGAGCGUGAGGCCAAGAAAAAUGAACAGAACCAGUAAUCAGCGGUCAAAGAUGUGUUCACUGUCCUAUCACCACAUUACUACAAUAAAAUGACCAACCUACAAACACUUGGAUUAUGCAGAAGAUAUGGUGUUGGGCGAAGUCAAAU